UGACUCAGAGGUGUGGGUAGCUGUGACUCUUGUCAUGGAGGGGCCUGAGGCAGGGUCCUGGGGCCUGUGUGCCUUCACGCCAUAAUGCUGGCAGAACUGAUAUUUCUCUUUAGGAGUCUCCAUGGGAUACUUGCCUCCUCAGGCACCAUAGGCGCAGUGGCAAUUUGGCUGAUGAGCUGUAAGCCAGUCUUGUUUGGGUUCCUAUUCCUUCUGCUGUUGCUUAGCAACUGGCUGGUCAAGCAUGAACACAAGCUCACCCUCCCAGAGCCCCAGCAGAAGGAAGAAGAGAAACCAAAGGCUUCCGAAAACGACUCCAAGAACAAGGCCAAGAACAUGAAAGAAGUUGAGAGAAUGCAUUCCUGCUUUGCCCUCCAGGAAAAGGUCCUCCAACGGCUUCUGUUCAGCGAAAUGAAGCUGAAGGUCCUAGAGGAUCAGAUGUUCAUCAUAUGGAAUAAAAUGAAUCACCACAGGCGGUCAAGCAGACAUCAGAAUUUUCCCACGAAGAAACACAGAAUGAGGAGGCAUGAGUCGAUUUGCCCCACCCUGUCUGACUGUACUUCCAGUUCCCCCAGCUAAUGAGGCCAAGAUGGGCUGGCCUCUGCGGAUGUUAUCUUGACUCAGUAAAACCCAGUCACAGCCUA
Molecule: messenger RNA, 641 nt
Organism: Callithrix jacchus (white-tufted-ear marmoset)
Lineage: Eukaryota; Metazoa; Chordata; Mammalia; Primates; Cebidae
Gene: TEX46
Product: testis expressed 46
Source: RefSeq, a predicted model, not a curated record